Nematostella vectensis (starlet sea anemone) is the source of this 2162-nucleotide messenger RNA. RefSeq lists its product as uncharacterized. The transcript is spliced from 2 exons. The record is from RefSeq and is a predicted model, not a curated record. Lineage: Eukaryota; Metazoa; Cnidaria; Anthozoa; Actiniaria; Edwardsiidae. Bases 743 to 1762 code for a protein of 339 amino acids.
AAUCUAUUACAUAAGUGACAAGUGAGAGUUUCGUUAAUAUCGAUUUCAACCACGUGAUUAUAAUCCAUUGUAAAUCAGUCAGAUCAACAGUAACCGAGAUCGGAACUCUGAAAUACAGCUAACCAGUACGAUUACAAAACCUACAGCUAACCAGGACUUUGAGAAUCAGAAAACACGAUCGGAUACGCCACAGAAAUCGAAUAAAUAUAUCUUUACACAUCGUUGGAUUGUUAUACGGUUUGUGGCGAAAUCCUCACGGGAACCUAAAGCAACAUUAUAUUCGAUUUCUUGGAUCUUCUAUUGGUAACGAGAAGAUUGUUGUCAGAAGGAAUCAGAAGAUUUGAACAUGACUACUGAAGAGGAGUUGAAACAGCUGAAGAUAGAUCGCAGGACUGCGAAAGCAUCGCUAACACGACAAGGAAAGGCUGUAAAUAACGUAAUAGUUGGAAAUCGACCUGGGCCAGAAGUAAGUAACGCCCUCGUAAAAUAUCAGGAAUGUUUCGAACAUUUGGUAGAUACGCACGAUCAAUAUGUAAAGCUGAUCGAAAGCGAGGAACAGUUUGAACAGGAAGAGGAGUGGUUAGGAAGCUGCCAGGAAGAUUUUAUGGAAAUAGAAUUCCGCGCUAAAGUUUAUCUCGAUUCAAAUGCUAGUAUCAAUAAGGGGAAAGGGCCUAAAUCUGUUGGGGUUGAAGUUGGAAGCAUUUCAACAGAAAAACCAGACCAAAGUAAAAGUAUGAAUUGAAUGAUCGGAAUAUCCGGUACGGCAAACACAGAAGAACAAAUUGACGUUGACAAGCACCAGAUCACAAACAAGGCUAGUACAAGUAGCGUUGAAGAGACAAUUACAGCAGGAACCACGGGCGGUACACAGGAUCAACAAGCAACACAGGGAAACAAGGCUAGUACAUGUAGCUUUGAAGAGGCAAAUACAGCAGGAACCACGGGCGGUACACAGUAUCAACAAGCAACGCAGGGAAACAAGGCUAGUACAUGUAGCUUUGAAGAGGCAAAUACAGCAGGAACCACAGGCGGUACACAGGAUCAACAAGCAACACAGGGAACUUUGACGUGUAGUUUCAAAACGGAGAAACCUAAGCUUCCUAAAUUUUCAGGGGAUGUAAAGGAAUAUGUCAUUUUUAAGUCUAAUUGGAAUCACAUUAUCGACAAGAGGUAUAUGAAACGCGAUGCAAUGACACUUUUGCGCGCAAGUUUAACAGAUAAACCACUCGAGCUAAUUAAAGGCAUCGGGAUGGAUUAUGACGCAGCUUGGGAGUACCUGGACGCUAUUUAUGGAGACCCCCGUGUUGUUUCAGAUAGCGUGACACAAGAUAUCAGUAAAUUCAAAGCGUUGCAAGACGGAGAAGAUUCGCGCUUCUGUGAGCUUGUACACCUAUUAAGGCGAUCGUACAACACGCUGAAGGAAGUUGGUCUCUCAGGGGACAUGGACAACAGUCACAUGUUGUCUGUUAUUGAGCGCAAGAUGAGUGCUGAUGAUCGGAAAGUAUGGUCGCGCGAACUCGUACGUGAUAAAAAAACAGCGACUCUCGAAGGGCUGUUACAGUGGAUGACGUCGGAAAUGAAGUCAAGAAUGACAGCCACCGCAGCGGUACGCAGCGGCAAUACUACAUACCGAGGAGGAGUUUAUCAGUUCAAGGCUGACGAGCAGGAGAACCCCCGAUUUGAAUGUUGGCACUGCAGAAAUUUAGAGCACUGGCCAGACCAAUGUCCAAAGUUUGCGGCACUGACAUAUGAAAGCGCAUGAAAACAGGCAAAGAAAAUCACGUGUGCUUCAGUUGCAAUCACAAAGCUUCCACCUGUAGCAGGAAAAAAGUAUGCAACAAGUCCGAAAACGGCGAACAUUGCCAGGCAUUCCAUCAUCCCUUGCUACACAAGACAAUUCCUGUAAGCGUCGGAACGGCUCUUGAAAGCGAAAAUACAAGCGUCAUCCUACCAGUGUUGACAGCGAACAUCCACGGUAAGAACGGUCUACAAAAGCAAGCUAACGUUCUGCUAGAUACCGGAGCACAAAUAAGUUUAAUAAGGAAUGACUCCGCGGAUUUACUAGGCUUAGCUGGAAAGGAUACAUACAUCACUAUCACCAAAGUAGGGGGAGAAGACGAGAGUAUGAAAACGAAGGUUUAUAAAGUUCCUGUUUGUUCCAA